Messenger RNA from Anthostomella pinea, 654 nucleotides. Lineage: Eukaryota; Fungi; Ascomycota; Sordariomycetes; Xylariales; Xylariaceae. The record is from the annotation of a GenBank genome assembly.
AUGCGUUUAUCUGCCCAGUAUGGCCCAGUCGCUCAUUCAGGCGGACCGUACCUUAGCGGAACCUCGGCACCGACAAACCAACUAGGCGGACCAUCCCAGGCUGUCCCCAGAACUAGGAACGCUGCACUUGAGGAUAAUUCUUCGUCAAUUCUGGAAGGGAGUGCACAUGCUUUUACAGCCGAAGACCAUGACGGCACCACCGCGCCGCUGCCCAAGCGGAAGCGAAAAAGAGCAUCCAACCCGUGCCAGCGGUGUAGACGCAUAAAACGACCCUGCCAGGAACAGCGACCACGGUGCUCGAGCUGCGAGCUUGCAGACGAAGAUUGCGUUUACGUACCCGGCAAGAGACGCGGCCCGGCCCCCAAGAGCAACGCCUCAACGCUGGCAGAGGGAAUACUGGGGCUGAUUCACAGAGACAACCCAGAUCUCGAGAAUCAAAUCAAGGAAUUUCUGGAGGGACAGGACGAAAGCGGCAAACAGAGAGUCGCGUACAUCGAGGCCGAGGAGAACAAGUCAGACUUGGUGAAGUCGUUUCGAAGUGGUUCGCUUUCAGGCCUGUUUGGAGCAUCAGAGGAACGAUCCAGCGUAUCUUCAGUUGAGGUCUUGCCCCGUCGCGUUUCUCUGGUUUUCCUGCCUUCUUGGGAAGCUUGGUAG